This is a messenger RNA of Orbicella faveolata, 2556 nucleotides long. RefSeq names its product vesicular glutamate transporter 2-like. Gene Ontology annotation, biological process: monoatomic anion transport; transmembrane transport. Gene Ontology annotation, molecular function: transmembrane transporter activity. Lineage: Eukaryota; Metazoa; Cnidaria; Anthozoa; Scleractinia; Merulinidae. Gene Ontology annotation, cellular component: membrane. The record is from RefSeq and is a predicted model, not a curated record.
CACUGUGGGCUAGUGCUUCGAUUCACACGCUUGAUUAACACCGUGAGUGUUUUUAAUCAAAUAUUAAUAAUCUUAGAAAUAGUGGUCGUAGCGGAACUGGGCGGUUUAUUUACACGACGCAGGUUCUUGUUAACUUUUUGAUCCUUUCCAAUAUUGUUCGAUUGGUAAAGAAUCAAAUGAAAACUGUUUGAGCCUUGUCCAACGCGCUGUAAGAUAAUUUGGCGAUAUUGACGGGAGUUGAGAUUUUGGCCAACGGAUAAUUCCUUGAAUUUCCUCAAAGAAAAGAGUCCAACCGCGAAGAUGUACCUGUCACUGUGAGAAAACAUCAACUACAUCACAAAUAUAUCACUAAAAGUUACAUCAUGGCUGAUACUGAAGAACCUCAACCAGAUCCUGUCGAAGGGGAAGGCGAGAAAGCUGAAAAGAGUGAUGGCAAGAAAUCAAGUUUUCCCAAAAGAUACAUUGUGGCAAUUAUGAUUUUUCUUGGAAUCUGCGUACAAUACGCCCUCCGAGUUAAUCUUAGUGUAGCAAUUGGAGCUAUGUGCAAUAACCACACAAUUGAACAAAACGGAUUCACCAUACAGAAGAAAGCAGAAUUUGACUGGAGUUCAAAGCUGCAAGGCACCAUUCUUGGCGCUUUUUAUUACGGCUACACUGCUAUGCAGAUUCCAGGCGGUUGGCUAGGUCAGCGGUUUGGCGGGACUCGCGUAUUCGGGAUCUGCCUUGGGAUCGCUUCGAUUCUUACCAUGCUGACACCGAUAGCUGCGCGAACGAGCGUCGCCGCUCUCAUUACUCUCAGGGUGAUAGAGGGGCUGGCUUUGGGGGCUCUUUUUCCGUGCAACCACGCCAUUUGGAGUAAGUGGGCACCGCCUUCAGAAAGAACACGAUUGUUUACUAUUACCGUUGCAGGUUGUCCUGUGGGUACUAUCCUUUCCAUGCCCUUAAGUGGAAUCAUGUCCAAAUAUGGAUUUGAUGGCGGAUGGGCGUCCGUAUUCUACUGCUUUGGUGCAAUUGGUCUUCUGUGGUUCUUUGUAUGGCAGCUCGCGAUCCAUGGGUCUCCAUCGGAGCAUCCCACAAUCACUCCUGAAGAAAAAGACUAUAUAGAAGAAAGUAUAGCAAAACUUCCUGCUGCAAAGAAAGGCCAGGUUCCAUGGAAAUCAAUUGUUACGUCGGGUCCGGUGUGGGCCAUUAUCACGGCCAACUUCACCGCAGAUUGGGGCAUGUAUACUAUACUGAUCUGUCUCCCUAAAUAUUUCAUCGAAGUUUUGCACUUCGACCUUGCUAAGACUGGGUUCUUGGCGGCCUUGCCGUAUGUCGUUAAAGCAUUUGUUGGACCGUCAGGUGGAGUUCUCGUAGAUUGGCUCAUUAAAAACAAGAUGUCUGUUAGAAAUACGAGAAGAUGCAUCUUUACCGUUGGUUGUACAACUGCUUCACUCUUUAUCCUGAUUACCGGAUAUGCCGAGACUCCGGCUCUUGCCGUUGCAUUUCUUACCAUUGGUGUCGGCAUAACAGGUCUUAACGCCUCGGGUUAUGCCGUCAAUAUCCUGGAUAUUGCACCUCAAUACGCAGGCGUGAUCAUGGGAGUGACUAACGUGUUUGGCGCCUCACCCGGGUUCAUCAGCCCACAGAUUGUUGGGAUUCUGACCCCUAAUAAGACCGCAGGCGAGUGGCGCAUUGUAUUCUGGAUCACAGCAGUAGUGUACAUCAUCGGCAUCGUGAUCUUCGGUCUGCUGGUGUCAGGUGACCUGCAGCCCUGGGCUAACCCAGACGCCGAUAAGAAAGAAGACGAAGGUGAGAAAAAGGAUGGAGACGAGGAGAAAGCAGCUGAAAAACAGGAUAAACAAGAUGAGGAUAAGAAAGACGAAGAAAAACCGGAAGAAGGUCAAGAGGAAGCGAAAAAAGAUGAACCAGCUGAGGACAAACUCGCGGAGUAGUCCUUACUUAGAUAACACUGUGUUUGAUCUGAUCGCAGCCUGUUUUAUUUCUGGAAAUUUAAACCUCGUCAUCAUCCUUGAUAAAUUACAACAUGAGAAUACUUACACUAUCUUUACGUCUUUUUGCUAGACUCCCAGGAAAGCGAUUUAGCGUAGCUGUUUCGCGUUAAACUUACACUUGAAAAUUGUAGACUAUUCAACGUACUUUGCUUUUCCGUGGAUACUCUGAUGUACCAGCGGAGCAGCAAAAUGCGGAGGGAUACAAUCGUUUUAGAAACGUUUUAUGAAUUUUUUUUCUAAAUAUGAUUCUUUCAGCAGAUGCGAUGUCCUGUGUUUAGCAAAUCGGGAGUUGGCUAUUUCUCCCUUAUUUUUAAACAUCUUAUGUUACUCUUCAGAAAGUUUCAGGAUUUCACAUUAUUCUUUCAAACAGCGAGACAAGUAUCCUUGUCAUCCAUUUAUGUUACAAGCACUGGGUAGGAAACCUCUUAUUCUUAAAUUCGUUUGCAGCUGAGAAUGAUAUUUUCAGCAAUUAAGCUUGGUCUAAUAAAUAUUUGACUGAAACAGAAACAACAAGAUGUAUGUUAUGUAUGUUUGGAUAGCUAAAUACAGGUUUUCUCAUUCA